GCUAAUAACAGGACUCUACAGGAGAAGAUCCUCCAGGUGAAUAACCUUGUAGAAGCAUUUGGGAAUGCAGGCACUAUCAUCAAUGACAACUCGAGCAGAUUUGGAAAAUAUUUGGAAAUGAAAUUCACUUGUGGUGGCACUGUAGUAGGAGCUCAGAUUUCAGAGUAUCUCCUUGAAAAAUCCAGAGUUGUCCACCAGGCAGUAGGAGAGAAAAAUUUCCAUAUUUUUUAUUAUAUUUAUGCUGGUCUGGCGGAAAAGAAAAAACUAGCACAUUAUAAGCUGCCAGAUUAUAGACCUCCCAGAUAUCUGCAAAACGAUCAUUUCAGAAUAGUGCAAGAUUUCAUGAACAACAGCUUUUAUAAGUCUCAGUUUGAAUUAAUUGAACAGUGCUUCAAAGUCAUAGGUUUUACACUGGAGGAACUUGGAAGUGUGUACAGUGUCCUGGCUGCCAUUUUAAAUGUGGGUAACAUUGAAUUUUCUGCAGUGGUAUCUGAACAUAUGAUUGACAAGAGCAACAUUUCCAAUCCAGUAGCCCUUGAGAACUGUGCGUCCUUGCUGUGUAUUCAGGCAGAUGAACUGCAAGAGGCCCUCACCUCUCACUGUGUGGUGACUCGAGGAGAAACAAUUAUUCGUCCCAACACUGUGGAAAAAGCCGUUGAUGUCAGAGAUGCCAUGGCCAAAGCACUGUACGGGCGCCUCUUUAGCUGGAUAGUCAAUCGCAUCAAUACUUUACUCAAACCUGACAAACAUUUAAGUGGAAACGAUGAUGGUUUGAACAUUGGAAUUCUUGAUAUCUUUGGCUUUGAGAAUUUCAAAAAAAAUUCUUUUGAACAACUCUGUAUCAACAUUGCCAAUGAACAAAUUCAGUUCUACUUCAAUCAACAUGUCUUUGCCUGGGAACAGAAUGAAUACCUAUAUGAAGGUGUUGAUGCGAGAGUUAUAGAGUAUGAGGACAACAGGCCUCUCUUAGAUAUGUUCCUGCAGAAACCAAUGGGUUUAUUGUCCCUGCUGGAUGAGGAAAGUCGAUUCCCACAAGCAACAGAUCAGACACUUGUAGAGAAAUUUGAAGAUAAUUUGAAGUCAAAAUAUUUUUGGAGACCCAAAAGAGUAGAUCUAACCUUUGGGAUUUAUCAUUACGCAGGAAAGGUUCUAUAUAAUGCAAGCGGAUUUCUAGCCAAAAACAGAGAUACUUUGCCAGCUGAUAUUGUGCUGCUACUGCGAUCAUCUGAAAACAAUCUGACACGACAGUUGGUAACCCAUCCUCUUACAAAAACAGAAUCUAUACAGAAUGGAGCCCCAGCCAUCUCAAGCUGCAGGGGAGGGAUUGGUCUGGUCAAGUGCCAAGGAAGUGGUAGAGGCUUCUUUCAGGGUCCUCUCUUCAGGGUAGGGGAGCAAGACAGGGAGUGGAGUGCAUCCCUUGAGUUGAGGACUGAACAGAAAGGAUCAGGUAACCUGGCACACACUAAAAGCAAAACUACAAUCAGUUACCAAAUGUGGACCCCUCAGAAAUCAAUCAGUCAUACAAAGAAUGAAGCAGGAGAUACCGGACAUCAUCCAAGAGAGACAACAAGCAUGAAAACACAGACAGUUGCUUCUUAUUUCAGAUAUUCUCUGAUGGAUUUGUUAUCCAAAAUGGUCGUCGGACAGCCUCAUUUUGUCAGGUGCAUCAAGCCAAACAAUGACCGGCAGGCAAACAAGUUUGAUAAAGAAAAGGUGUUGGUUCAGCUGCGUUACACGGGAAUUUUGGAGACAGCAAGGAUUCGAAGACAGGGUUAUUCACACCGUAUACUGUUCGCUAACUUCAUAAAACG
Pelecanus crispus (Dalmatian pelican) is the source of this 1811-nucleotide messenger RNA. The record is from RefSeq and is a predicted model, not a curated record. NCBI's taxonomy places the organism in Eukaryota, Metazoa, Chordata, Aves, Pelecaniformes, Pelecanidae.